Molecule: messenger RNA, 6958 nt
Organism: Motacilla alba alba
Lineage: Eukaryota; Metazoa; Chordata; Aves; Passeriformes; Motacillidae
Gene: ZBTB38
Product: zinc finger and BTB domain containing 38
Exons: 4
Coding region: 1201-4779 (1192 amino acids)
Biological process (GO): regulation of transcription by RNA polymerase II
Cellular component (GO): nucleus
Molecular function (GO): protein binding; DNA-binding transcription factor activity, RNA polymerase II-specific; RNA polymerase II cis-regulatory region sequence-specific DNA binding
Source: RefSeq, a predicted model, not a curated record
CGUGUGGUUUGUCAAUACUGCUCAGGAUUUUGAUGGACUGUAAAAGAGAGAAAACAGAAAGGAGAGAAAAAGAAAUAUUUUAUUUGUCUGAACAUUAGACCUUUAGCUGUAUUAUUUUUUGCUAUCAUUGGCUUUUAAUUUUAUUUUUUAAUACUGGAACUUAAAAAUUAAGAAAGCACAGCAAAUGCAUUCAGGAUUUAAUAUGUGCGACGUGAAAUCUUUCUGCAUCGAGAGGAUGUUGCUGUAGUGGAUGCAGCGUUUCUCCAGUAAGCAAGAAGACUGUUUUGUUUUCCUCGGCAGGCGACUCAGCCAUUGCACAAGCAGAUUUUGAUAAGAGUUUGAAAUGCCUACUACUGUAUCGUUGUAGAAUUUGGAGUUUGCUAACAGUGUUAGUGACUGGAGCUCAUCUUGCAUCACCAGUUGAUGACAAUUUUCUUUGUUCCCUCCCACCCAGUUGAACCAAGACUCUGUAGCUGAUACGCAAUGUCACUUACAACAUUAAUCAGAUACUGCAUUUAAGGCUGAUACACUGUAGCCAUACAGUUCACAAAAUUACUGAGAUGGUUUUGCUGAAAAUACCUGUCAAUACCACUUUUAAAAGACUCUAACAGAAGAACAGCCUGAUUUUAGGAUAUGUUUUAUCUGCUUUCUGGAGGGAAGUGGCAGAAGGUAGCACAGAGCUAUCUAUGCUGAGAAACACUUUCUCUAUCUUCCUGGCCGAAAGGCCUGGAAGGAGAGUCACGCAUUGAAGUCCUGUGUUAGGUCCAAGAGGAAUUCUGAGGGACGUGCACAGCACUGCAUUGAUGGCCGUGGAGCAGGCGCCGGGUGUUUCCUCCUCGGUGUGAAUUUACAGCGGUUGCCUGCGAAGAGCUUGGCGGAGAGGCGCCGGCCCCCGCUGGCCGCGGUAGCGGAGCGCGGCGCGCUCGCCGCGGAGUCGGGCCAGGGAACACGCGCGGCGGCGGCGGAGGGCGCGGGCCCGGCCCUGCCCGGCAGACCUCGGGCAAUCCCAUUGCCGGGAUCGGCACAGCAAAAUGGCGGCCGCGCCGUCCGGCCGCCGCCGGGCCGGGAUCGCGGCCCCGGCCGCGGCCACCGUCCGCCUGCCGCCCGCGGAGAGCCCGCGGGCCCGGUGUUAAUGGCGCGGGGACGGGGCGCUCCUGCGCGCGGGCCGAGGCUGCGCCGGCGGGGACGGAGCGGCGGCAGAUGACAGUCAUGUCCCAUUCAAAGGACCUCAAGGAUGACUUCCACAGUGACACUGUACUUUCCAUUUUAAAUGAACAGCGCAUUCGGGGUAUUUUAUGCGAUGUCACCAUAAUCGUGGAAGACACCAAAUUUAAAGCCCAUAGUAAUGUGCUGGCAGCUUCAAGCCUUUACUUUAAAAACAUCUUUUGGAGUCGUACUAUCUGUAUUUCAGGUCAUGUACUGGAGUUAGAUGAUCUCAAAGCUGAAGUGUUUACAGAGAUACUGAAUUACAUCUACAGUUCCACAGUAGUUGUUAAGAGGCAGGAAACUGUAACGGACCUUGCAGCUGCAGGGAAAAAACUGGGAAUAUCAUUUCUAGAAGAUCUUACAGAUGUAAAUUUUUCAAGUUCCCCCUGUCCCUAUUCAUAUUGUGUUAAUGAAAAAGGGACUGUCAAAGAGGAAAAACAUGAAAAGCGUCAUGAAGAUUCUGCUGUGACAAAUGGACCACGAAUUACAAAUGCAUUCUCAAUUUUUGAAACAGAAAACAAUUUGUUUUCUCCCCUUGAUUUGAGGGCCAGCUUUAAAAAGGUAUCUGACACAAUACAAGCUCCCAGCAUCGGCCUCGACAGAAGCGAUGUGUGCAAAGAAGCUGAGCCAGCCAGUACCUUGGCUGAACACUCCUAUGCAGUUUCUUCCGGGGGAGAUAAUUCACAAGGAGCACCUUUUGUUGACCAGGACAGCAGCCCUUCAUACCAGGUGGGUGAGGACCGCUAUGAAAAUCACCAAGCCACCCCGGUCAUUCAGCAGGGAAAACAAGCAGGUAGUACUCCUAAGUCAGCCUUUAAGCCCCAGGGUACUGGUGUGGCUGUAGCAAAAGUACCAGCCUCCACUGUAACCGCUGCAGAAGCCCAGCACCAAGCAGUUAGUGAUCAGACAAUUACUUCCUUUCCAAAAUCUCAAAAUAAAACAGGAGAUUUACAUGUAUCUAGAGAAGAGGGAAACACUUCUGCUAAUGUCUCUGCAUCUGGGGCGACAGUCACUCCACCUGUUUACAGUUGUAACUAUUGUGCAAAAUCAUUCAAUGACCGGGCAUUACUCACUGCUCACCUUCAGCUCCACUCAGAGCGUCAGGAAACUUUCAUAUGCAAAUACUGCAGCAAACAAUUUGCAAAUCUAAAUAUACUGGAAAGUCAUGAACAAGUCUGCAUGAGAUCAAGUAACUUAUCAGCUCACAAUGGAAAUGAACAAAAUUUUGCAGAUAACUGUACUGCUACAGAGGGACGGAAUGGAAGCUCCUGUGCAAACACAGAGCCUCUGUUGUCUGAAAACAGCAUCACUGAUUGUUCUAAUGCAAACUGCACUUUACCAGAAACGGAUCAUUUGGUUAAAGUCGUUGAUGGGCAGAUAUUAUACACUUGCGUUGUUUGCAAGCGUAGUUAUGUCACUUUGUCCAGCCUCCGAAGACACGCAAAUGUGCAUUCCUGGAGAAGAACAUACCCUUGUCACUACUGCAAUAAAGUCUUCGCGUUAGCCGAGUACCGCACCCGACACGAGAUCUGGCACACUGGAGAGAGGCGCUACCAGUGCAUUUUCUGUCUGGAGACCUUCAUGACUUACUAUAUACUGAAGAAUCACCAGAAGUCUUUCCAUGCAAUUGACCAUCGCCUGUCAGUAAAUAAAAAGACGGCCAAUGGGGGUUUAAAACCAAAUAUGUACCCAUACAAACUGUAUCGACUCUUACCUAUGAAAUGCAGGCGACUGCCUUAUAAAUCCUAUCGAAAUUCUUCCUAUGAAAAUGUGCCAACAAGUACCCAGACUAAUGAAACUGCUUCAGCUAACUGUUUCAUUCCGAGCUCUCUUAGCUCUGAGCUACCACCACUGAAUUUUCAACAUAGUAUAAUAUCAAACAACAGAUCUCUGGCCUUGGAUACGUCUUCAGGUAAAAAUACAGCAUCUUCCACAAAUACUCAGAAUUCUUUCUCUGGAGGAGUCGGUAUCCUAAAUUCUGACUUGCAGAGGGACUUUAUCCCAGCUGAAAAAAGAGUUUCCACUGCUGCGAAUGACUCGGGUUCACAGGAAUGUGAUUCCUCAGUUGUGUCUUUACCUAAUGUGAAUGAAAAUUCAACCUCUGUCAUCAGUUACAGCAGUUCUGCACCCUCUGUUAUAAUGCACAGUAGCAGAGUUUCAUCAGUAAUAAUGCACAGUAAAACAGUCACUUCCAUAGAAAACAGUAAGACAGAAUCUUCAAAUAACCUACCCAGUCAGUCAGUAAGUGAUGACUGUAAGUAUGGGUCGGAUAAUUAUGGGAAGUGCAUUACAAAAUCAAAAACUAUUAAGGAUAAAAAGAAAACACUGCUGUACAACAGAGCAGAAGCAACUGAGGAUACGCAGCACAUGACAGGGUCUGAAGGUUCAUGUAGCAAAACUACAAACUCUGUCCAAGAGUCCAGUAAAACUGAAACAUACAUUGCAAAGCCUGCCUUACCUGGAACAUCUGCUGACAGCAAUGUCGCACCUCUUUGUCAGAUAACAGUAAAAAUCGGUAAUGAAGCCAUUGUAAAAAGACAUAUAUUAGGAUCUAAGCUCUUUUGUAAAAGGGGCCGAAAAUCCAAACACGAGUCCAAACAGGACAAUCUCAUUGAAGAACCAGAAAUGGAGGUAAAAGAAAAAAGCCCAUCUAGACUCUACAGCUCAGAAUGCCUGGAACUGACAGAAAUGUGUGAUGAUGUUAGUGACCAGGACUCCAGUGAUAAGCCCUGGAGACCUUAUUAUAACUAUAAACCAAAAAAGAAAUCCAAACAGCUGAGAAAAAUGAAAAAGAACAAGUGGAGGAAAAAGCACGGAAGCAAGAACACUGGUAUGGAAAGCCACAACACAUGCAGUCGAGAGUAUGCGCUCAGGAAUGCUCCCGAGGAAAAGGUGGUCAGCCAGGAGGAGAACACAGAAAUGCCUAACCUUCACUGUGAGCUCUGUGAAAGAGACCAGUCUUCCACAGCAGAAGCUCAAGAACAUGUACACUGGCAUGUAGCUGCUUCAAAGCCUUACAUUUGUGAGUUAUGCCAAAAACCAUUUCAAAGUCCAUCCACUUUAAAAAUGCAUAUGCGGUGUCACACUGGGGAAAAGCCCUACACUUGCAAAACAUGUGGUAAAUGUUUCUCAGUUCUUGGUAAUCUGCAGAAACACGAACGUAUUCACCUGGGUGUCAAAGAUUUUGUCUGCCAAUACUGUAAUAAGGCAUUCACUUUAAACGAAACACUCAAAAUACAUGAAAGAAUUCAUACUGGAGAGAAACGCUACCACUGUCAGUUUUGCUUUCAGAGCUUCUUGUAUCUUUCUACCAAAAGGAACCAUGAGCAAAGGCACGUCCGUGAACAUAAUGGAAAAGGAUACGCUUGCUUUCAGUGCCCCAAAAUUUGCAAGACUGCAGCUGCUCUGGGAAUGCACCAGAAGAAACAUCUAUUCAAAAGUCCAGGCACACAAGACAGAAAAGAACAGUUUUGCAAUGAAAGCACUAAACUUUUGGAAAAUCCACAUUUCCUUGGCUCAGAAGGAAGCAAAGUGAAAAAUACACAAAAUGUAACUCCAGAAGUUAAACUCUGAGUGACAAUUGUGCAAAAGAGAAAAAAAAUUCAAAACUAUAUAUUGGAGAAGAUAAAAAUAUAUUGAAUGGGGAAACAUAUCAGUAAGGUCAAAUUUCUUCAUCUAAAUGUGUGUCAGUAUAUGCAAAAGAAAAAAUAACACAGAAAAACUAGUAUUUGCAAUAAUAAAAAUUAAUUUGGAACACCCAAAAUACUUUUGCCACAACAGACUCUAGCAUAGAGAGAAAGAAGAAUGGCCAACUCAGACCCUUCUACUUAACAUUACAAGAAAGUAGUCGCUGAACUAUUUUACAGUUCUGGUUUUGAAUCAGAAUUGUUUGAAGCAAAAGUAGCAAGUAGGUUCAUGGUGUAUUCUGUAGAAGGAAUUUUUGCUGCAGAAACCAUACAUUGCAUUUUUUUUUUUACAAAAGUAAUGUGUUUAUAAAGGAAAUAAUUGUAAUCUUGUGUAUUCUAAAGUGAAGGUGAAAAGUGUUUCAUGGGCUUGGGUGUGCCGAAGUACAUUUGAGUUCUGCCAUGCUUUUCUGUAACUCAGCCUUUACGAAACAUAUUCAGGAGUUUAAACUACUCUUUUCCUUUCCAUAUUCAGUUUUGUAGUUACCAUAAUAACUGUUAAGUCUGAGUGGAGGUGUGAGAAGUAUUCCUGAUUUAUAUAUCUCUGAGGCAUUUAAUAAAAGUUCAGUGGAACUUGCUAUAGCCAGUCUUCCAAACUGCAUAAAUCCCCCAUGUCAGUGGCCUGGUGAACUCUUCAGGUGCGUUGGUCUAAAGAAAAUUGUUCUCAUGAAACAGAAAUCCUGUGUAGACAUGUCCACCUCUUGGUGGGUCUGCAACUCUUUAUCUUUUAGAAAUAUAGUUCUUCUCAACAGAAGGACAUAUAGACAAUUUCCCUCCUCAUCCUGGAAUAAUGCCUGGACACAAACAAUAGAGUUGCUAUUGUUUGAGUUUGAGAGGAGUAGGUAAGUAAGACUCUUGCUUCCAUAUAUAUCCCUGUGUAUAAACAAGUAUAGGGCCAGUUUGUGGGGUUCCCUGUCAUCUCCAUGCCUUAAAUGCAACAUCUAACCUUCAGAUGUCCCUUCUCAGUGAUCCCACCAACCAUUCCAGCAGUGUCCCGUGGCCACAGCAGAGACGGGCCAGGAGCUUGCUGCUGGAGGAAGGAGUGCCAGCCUUCCUGCCUCCCUCAUCCUGCCACACCAAAGGUUGUGGUGAGCCUGCAGCUGCACAGCUCACUAAGAACUGGGAGAACGGGCUUCUGAAAGACAGCACCAAAUUGUUCCAGUUAAUACUGUUUUGUGGAAGUGUGAUUCAUUUUAACUGAGAUGCUUAAAAAAGUCCAAGCAGGUGUAUGUCUGCAAGUUGCAUUUUAUAUGAUAGGGCUCUGUUGUACCGUAUCUGCAUUUCUGGUAGUCAUGUUCAUCCCUGUGAAGUGUUAAAAAAUUAGGUCAUGACAAGGGUUAGUGAUUCUUGACUUCAUUCUCUGUGAUGGUUCACAAUUUGUUACUUAACUUUGUCUUCUUGAAUAUUUUAAAAGAAACUAUAGCUUGGGUACAAUAAAACUACAGUUGAAAUGAUAAUACAGUAUUGAUUGAAGUAAUAACACAGUCCACUUACUUAUUCUGUCACUGGUGAAUGCUGUGAACCCUCUGAGAAAUUCUGGUUUCAUGGCAGCUUUGGUUCCAUUUAAAUAAGGAUAAUAGAAUAAUAAACACAGGAAAGUGUAAAGAUGUUUCAAAGAAAGUACACAAAGGUAUCUUCUAAGUGGACUUGUAUGGUGAUAAAUAUAGACCAAAGCAAAUAAGGUAGAAUAUUUAUAAAUACAAAGAUAAUUUUACAAAUAUUUUAUAUAACUGUAUAGUUCAUAAGAAAAAUAUUGUUAGCUUGUGUUAGGUUUUGGGGGGGUUUGUAUAUUUUGAUAAAAACACGACAACUUUGUAACUCUGUAUAUUCUCUACAGUUUAUAGCAAAGCAGUUUUAAGAUGGCAAUGUCAUGUUUAUAGUUCAAUUGUGGCACUUUUACUACAAGUAACAUGUUGCAGUAAUGAAUCAAGUAUUAAUGACCAAAUUAGAAUUAAAGUAAGUGUAAGAGAACGUAAAUACUAUACGUUGUCAAAGACUGUAAUUUGCUACAUAAUCACAUCUGUAUUUUUGUUUAGAAAAAAAUAUUAAAUGCAGAUGUUAAGGAUUGA